This is a messenger RNA of Phaeodactylum tricornutum CCAP 1055/1, 771 nucleotides long. RefSeq lists its product with no specific name. The coding region runs from base 10 to 771 and encodes 253 amino acids. The transcript has a single exon. NCBI's taxonomy places the organism in Eukaryota, Bacillariophyta, Bacillariophyceae, Surirellales, Neidiaceae. The record is from RefSeq and is a predicted model, not a curated record.
CGAUGCAUCAUGGGGGCGACCAAGAAGCCGAAUGCACCCAAGGCAACGGCCAAAAAUUUGGUCAAACGCUUUCGCAAACAGCUCGGCGUCUCGAGGGCGACGCAACCCGAAACGCGUCACGGGAUUGUGGUAGGAGUCACUGAACGCCGCACUCAACCCAAAGGCAAGGCCUCGGUACAAAAGGUCUCCGCCACCAAGACCAAGCCGUCCAAAAAGACCAAGUCGUCAAAGGCCAAGCCUACGGCGAUCAAACGACUCCAGAAACCGACCCGCAGUGCGCCGCGCGAUGCAUCCGACGAGCGGCGGGACUUUGAACGCGCCCACGCGUCGCUCCACGAACGCGAACAACGUGCGGGGCGACUUUCGCGACCAACUCACCACCCGCCGCACGGUCGACCCCGACGGCACGCAAAUCGACGCCCCUCGUCUCGGACACCGACUCUGCAGUUUGCCCCGCCGACCUUUGCCGUACACGACAACGACAAGACCACUUCUCGGCUCGUUCAAGAAACCAUGCACCGGGUCCAGCAACUCGACGGGGUUGGACAACCCAACGUUGCUCAUCCGCAGGCCUCUGCGUGGGCGACCCUGUCCGAGACGGAAUUUACCGCGACGCGGAACCGUCGACCCGCAACGCACAAUCCCUGGGCCGUCUUGGGAACGGAAGAUGACGAACCCGAUUGUGCGGGGGCCCCGACACCGACCCCACCCCUCUUUUCCUUUGCACCAGCUUCCUUUGCCGUCACGGAAGACGUGGACCCCGAUUUGUAG